GCGAGGUGGCUGCAUGUGGUGGCACGGACCCAGCGCCCGGGCUGGGAGGAGAGGAGCAGAGAGCAGGCUCUGCUCGUCGCUCGCUCCCUUCUCCGGCUCCCCUGCCCCAGGCAUCCCUCCUGCUCGCGGCAGCCAGCCGCACGCUGCCCUCUCCAAGCCCCCCCUUGAACCCUCUCCCUGCCGCUACCUGCAGCAUGGACUCGGACUCCGGGGAGCUCAGCGAAGGCGAGCUGCUCUCACCUGCAGGUCCCGAUUGUUUCAGUUCCAAGAACCUUGCACUGCAAGCCCAGAAAAAGAUCCUGAGUAAAAUGGCAACCAAAACUAUGGCUAACAUGCUAAUUGAUGACACAAGCAGUGAAAUCUUUGACGAGCUAUACAAAGUAACAAAGGAACACACAAGAAACAAAAAAGAAGCUCAUAAAAUUAUGAAGGACUUGAUUAAAGUGGCAAUAAAAAUUGGGAUUCUCUAUCGAAAUAAUCAGUUCAACCAAGAAGAGUUGGAAAUUGUAGACAAAUUCAGGAAGAAGCUGAACCAAACUGCCAUGACAAUUGUCAGUUUCUAUGAGGUGGAAUACACUUUUGACAGAAAUGUUCUUGCAGAACUUCUGAAUGAAUGCAAAGACCUCGUGCAUGAACUAGUAGAUCGACACCUGACACCAAGAUCCCAUGGGCGUAUCAACCACGUCUUCAAUCAUUUUGCAGAUGUGGAAUUUCUAACUGCCCUGUACAGCCUUGAUGGAGAUUGUCGCCCAUACCUCAAAAAGAUUUGUGAUGGUAUCAACAAACUACUUGAUGAGAAAGUCCUUUGAAACAUCAUUUAAAGAGAAGCCAACCAAAAACUUCUACGUAGAACUGGCCUCCCUUCAUGAGCUGUGGUGAGCAUGUGAGCUUCCUUCUGAUCAUUCCCUUACUACUGUCUCCAGCAGGAUCCAGAACAUGCUCACUUGGCUCAUGAUGAGGUGGAAAACUUAAAUCAGAAAGCUAUCAAUUUUAAUGUUUUGUUCACAGACAAUUCAGUUUUUGCAAGGAGUGGAGUGAACAAGGCUGCUGGUAAACAUUUUUCAGAAACAUGCUACUCAUCAUAAUCUUACUAGCUUCAUGUUGGAAGUUUAGUAUGUGAAAAGAAACUAAACUCAAAUGCAUGGCUGUGUGCAAAUAGAUGGGAAAAGGCAAGAAAGCAAUGCAUAGAAUUUACGCUGCCCCUGGUGUGUAUGUUUUUAUUAUUUCCACGCUGACUGAAAAGGCUGAAGACAAAGUAGAGCUGUAAGAAUGCACCUCUGAUUUUAUAUGUGAUUUUACAUGUGAUUUAAGUCUAAGAUAACAAAUAGAUAACAGAUAAUAAAUAAUGCAAAUUGAGUGAGAAAGUUUAAAAGUUGCCCUAAGAAGCAAUAUUCCUAUUUGAGAUUUUUAUUUUAUUUUUUCUAGUUAGAGAGAAAAGCUUCCAUAUUUUGAAAAGCAGCUUAGUGGUUUAAGCUCAAAGGUAACCAGGAAACUAGAUAAGGUAGAACAACAUCGAUUCCCCCACUCUAGGGUUUUGUGUAUUUGGUAAUAUCAAAUUAGUUUAGGCUGAAGGUUAUCGUAUUCUUUAUACUUCUUCUGUUUUGCCUGCCAGACAAGAUAUCCGUGGUGAAGAUUCUGAAACUGCACUUUUGAAACUACUAAGAAACCAGUGGUUCUACAAAGCAACAUUUACAUCUCAUGUCACAAAAGAUAAUACUCAGCCUAGGGAAAACUCUUGGUUUAAUGUGUCUAUUAUAGUUAAUUCGUGCUUGCAGUAAAGUAGAAAUUAAGACAGAAAGAGAGACUGCCUAAAAUAUCACAUGGGUUUCUGUAGCAUAACACCUGAGGGAAGAUUCCUGUUAAAAUAAUCUGCACUUGCAAAACACAAGACCCCAUGAUGCUGUAUUUAACAGCAGCUAAUUUCAGCUCUAUUCCUAACCCGUACAUAGUCUCUGAAAAAUCGUAACUUUCCUAUGGUUCAGUAUCACAGUUCAAGUCCUCCAGUUUGCAAAAUAUUCUGAAAUUAUCAGUACACAUCAAGUAAGACCACAGCUCCUUGAUAACAAACUGAAAACUGAGAAUAUGCCAGUAACUAAGGCAAUGCUUACAGAGGUCUGAACUGAACUUUGGGAUGCUUUUGGCAUUUGGGGAGAAAGGUUAGUAUGUUGGUGAGCAUCUGAAGACAACUGUAUUGUGGUAAGAAUUUUUAAGAGUCAUUUUGCAAGUCACACUCAUUCCACACACAAAUCUGUGCUUAAAAGUACUAGAGAAAAAUGUUUUAUAGCAUGACCUCUGGGGUGCAAAAUUUCCACUGAAGUAUGACAUUAAGUAUCCUUUUAAGAGAACUCCCCUAAAAUAGCCAAGUUAGAGACAGAACUAGAAUAGCCUUCAGCUAGAGCUAGCUGGAAUGUUUUCAGUGACUUAAAACAAACACACACACAUACACACACUGGUGUGUUGAAACUGAAAAUAUUUUGUAAAGACAUACUAGUUUCUGUAAAGUUUUGCUAGAAUUAAGGGGGAAAAAAUGGAGAACAAGAGCAGAGCAGAUACUACAGCUUGUGGGUUUCAAAAUCUUGCAGCUGGAUCAAACAUGCUGGCUAAGCCAAAGUAAAGAAAGUAUAUUCAGAAAUCCCUCCCUUCCUUGCUCUCUAGUCUUAUCCUCCAGGCUUACCUCAAUCUACUGACACUUCAGUGUCACGUAGCAUCCCCUUUUAGAUGACACACAGAUAACAAUCUUGAAGGCAGGAGAUAACAUUUGCCAUAUCAAAUACAUUACAGAGAUGCAUACUUUUAAAAUGACAAAGAACAGAAAAUGUAUUUGAAAGCCGUUUCUGUCUAAGAAAAACUUCCAGAGUUGAUCACCCAUUACCUCAGGAUAACAGAAAGCUAUAUAUUCCCAUUUAAACUCUGUUAAGUACUAUAGUAGUAGAGAAAGCUUUCAAAAUCGUGAUCUUAUUUGUCUAUCUUUCCUCACCUAGAAUAACUACAGUGCAUCUCUUGAAACAGUCCAAAUUUUAACUAUUGCACUUGCUUUUAUAUAAUAGGGAAUACACAUAUCCAGAUCACAUUCACUGGGGUUGAGCUAGAAGCUAGCUAGCAUCUGUUCCAGGAGAAUGCAUUUUGCAGCACAAAAGACAGCAAAAAUGGCAGCAUCAGACAUCACCAGAGCAGUUUGCAAUUUUCCCAUCUAUUUCCCAUAAAACUGUAAAACAUACAUUUAGUAGCAUUGAAUGUAGACUAUCCCUUUGCAGCACAGCACAGUAAUGAUACACAUACACUUGGGGUUAGAAAUCUGUUAAGAUUUGCCUUUCAAGGUUGCAAGUUUAGACAUUUGCCAGAGCCAUAUUUACAUGCGCAACUAACUGCAUUCUUCCCCAGAGCAUGUACUUGUCAGUUGACACUUUUGAACAGUAUUUAUUGUAUUCAACACACCUGUCGCAAUGCACACAUCAGACUUUGCGUGUUUGUUUCACUUGUGGCAAACAAAUAUAUACAUUCUUUUUUUAAAGUCAGAAAAAAGACAUGAAUCAACAUUCAAGAUAUCCAAAAGGAAAGGGAUAUCCAGUGUAUGUAAUUUUCUUUUUGUGUGUUGCAGCUAUCAGUAUGCAGAUUCUGGUAUUUUAGACAAACAGCCAAACAUCUGUCAUUUUAUUUAUAAAUCUGAGUAGCCUUAAGAAAGGAAAGUGUUUUGAAGUAUUCUCAGAUUUGCAUAUCCUGUAUAAUCAUUGUUUACUUUCGUACUUGUGGCUUGGUAUGUAGUAACAUUGCUAAAAUAUUGGCAAUGUUCAGGUCACUCGAAGUAUAUGAUGCAUUAUCAUAUUUGUGGAUUAAAAAUGUGUGAUUAGUG
This is a messenger RNA of Rhea pennata, 3850 nucleotides long. RefSeq names its product TNF alpha induced protein 8 like 3 (gene TNFAIP8L3). The transcript has 2 exons. Gene Ontology annotation, biological process: regulation of apoptotic process. Gene Ontology annotation, cellular component: cytoplasm. Bases 195 to 809 code for a protein of 204 amino acids. The record is from RefSeq and is a predicted model, not a curated record. NCBI's taxonomy places the organism in Eukaryota, Metazoa, Chordata, Aves, Rheiformes, Rheidae.